Molecule: messenger RNA, 1734 nt
Organism: Vanrija pseudolonga
Lineage: Eukaryota; Fungi; Basidiomycota; Tremellomycetes; Trichosporonales; Trichosporonaceae
Gene: rmt3
Product: Ribosomal protein arginine N-methyltransferase rmt3
Exons: 5
Coding region: 31-1734 (567 amino acids)
Biological process (GO): peptidyl-arginine methylation
Cellular component (GO): nucleus
Molecular function (GO): protein-arginine N-methyltransferase activity
Source: RefSeq, a predicted model, not a curated record
AGCAGCCUUCAUCGCGCAACACCCACCACCAUGUCCUUCUCAGUAUCUGCGCACGCGCCGCCUCCAUCCGACUCGGGAUCUGACACGGACAGCGACGACGGCCGCUGCUCCGACUGGGCGUCGUCCCUCGGCGAGGCACGCCGCACCAAGGACCUCUUCAGCGACAAGGUCCACUCGUCGCCCGAGGAGGCGCUUGCCGCCGCCAAGGCCGCCGGCUUUGACCUCGCUGCUACGAGCGAGCGCCUUGGCCUCGACCUGUACGCCCGCAUGCGCCUGAUCAACUUCAUCCGCAAGGGCGCUACCGUUGAGCAGGUCAACAAGCUCACUGCCGACGAUCUCAAGGACGACGCGCUGCUCGUGCCCGUCCUCGCGGACGACCCUCUCCUCCAGCUCGACUUUGACGACGACUGGUCCGACGACGAGGAGGGCCAGGUGUCCAUCGCCCAGCCUGCCAAGUCGCCCGCUGCCGCCGCCGCCAACAAGGAGCUCGAGGCGCUGCGUGCCGAGGUGGCCGCCCUCCGCCAUGUCGUCACCCGCGACCUUGAGGGCGACGAGACUGUCGACGUCAAGGGCAAGGGCAAGGAGAAGGCCAAGGAGCGCGACGACGACACCCACUACUUUGACUCGUAUGCCGAGAAUGGUGAGGAGCUGAAGUACCCGCCUGGUGCAGCUGUUGACACCACAGACAUCCACGAGAUCAUGCUCAAGGACACGACUCGUACGGUUUCGUACGCUCGCUUCAUCCUCUCCAACCCCAAGGUCUUCCAGGGUGCCAUUGUCAUGGACGUUGGUGCCGGCACGGGUAUUCUUUCAAUGCUCGCCGCCCGUGCUGGUGCCAAGCACGUCUACGCCAUCGAGGCGUCUGGCCUUGCCAGCAAGACGCGCGACAACAUUCGUAACAACGGCCUCGAGAGCGUCAUUACUGUCAUCCAGGGCAAGGUCGAGGACAUCACCCUCCCGGUCGACAAGGUCGACAUCAUUGUCAGCGAGUGGAUGGGCUACAUGCUCCUCUACGAAUCGAUGCUUGACUCGGUCCUCCACGCUCGUGACCGCUACCUCGCUCCCACUGGCCUCAUGGCCCCUUCGCAGACGCGCCUCGUUAUCGCCGCCAUCACUGGCAAGCGUAUCUGGCGUGAGCGCUUCGAGUUCUGGCAGAAGGUGUACGGCUUCGACAUGUCAGCCAUGACGACGCCAUACUGGAACGAGGGCCUGGUUGAGAUUGUCGACCGCGAGGAGGUGGUCACGUCCGAGGCCAUUGUCCGCGACAUCAACACGCACGACGCGACACCGGCGUCGCUCGACUUCCACUCGAGCUUCACCAUUGAGGCGACUGAGAAGGAGACGACGACGGUGCGCGCGUUCCUCACAUGGUUCGACACCUUCUUCUCGCCUCUGGGCGGCAAGGCCUCCCAGUUCGCGCCCGACCACCCGGUCCACAUCCAGGACUUUGCGGCCGACCUUUACGAGAAGGCUGUCGAGCCCGUCAACCAGGCCGAGGCCAACGCCGUGUCGUUCACAACUGGCCCCCGCGGCCAGUUCACUCACUGGAAGCAGGUCGCCUUCCUCCUCCGCGAGCCAUUGCAGCUCGCACCCAACCAGCGUAUCGAGGGACGGUUCUACUGCCGCAAGUCGCCAGACAACUCGCGCGAGCUCGACGUCGAGAUCCACUUUGCGGUCGCGGACGGACCCGAGUCGCCGGCCAACUUUACGGUUCAGGCGUUCAAGGUGCGAUAG